Cladocopium goreaui is the source of this 3450-nucleotide messenger RNA. The record is from the annotation of a GenBank genome assembly. Lineage: Eukaryota; Dinophyceae; Suessiales; Symbiodiniaceae.
AUGACCGGUUUCUACCAAGAUGGCCCACAGUUAGAGAAUCAGUACCACGACGAUGGGCUGUUGCGGAGCUUUCUCGAUCGUGUUCUGGAAGGGAAAGCACGGAAAGAAGUCGAGAAUGACCUGGCCCGAUUUGCCGAUCGGCUGUUGGGCGACGUGGGGGAAAUGGCCGCCGAUGCAGAGGCCCAUCCGCCGGAGUUGGUGCAGUUCGACGCUUGGGGGCGUCGUAUCGAUCACAUCGAAACCGCCCGCGGGUGGCAGGAACUGGAACGCGUGAGCGCGGAAGAAGGUCUGGUGGCGAUUGGUUACGAUCGCAAGCUGGGAUCGGCCUCGCGGGUGCAUCAGUUCGCCAAGCUGUAUUUGUUCAAUCCGUCGUCAGCCGUGUUCUCUUGCCCGUUGGCGAUGGCCGAUGGUGCGGCGCGGUUGAUUGAGGUAUUGGGCGAUGAUGAGUUGAAGCAGAAUGCGUUGGCCCAUCUGACGAGCCGCGAUCCGGCGGAGUUCUGGACCUCGGGCCAAUGGAUGACCGAACGCACGGGUGGUUCGGAUGUGGGGCGUGGAGAGACCAUCGCCCGGGCCGAUGGCGAUGUCUAUCGGUUGUACGGUAGCAAGUGGUUCACUUCGGCCACCACGUCGCAGAUGGCGAUGACGCUGGCCCGAAUCGAACCGCCGGGAGGGGAAGCCAUGCCCGGUAGUCGGGGGCUGAGCCUGUUCUAUGUGGAGACACGCGACGCCGAUGGGCAACUCAACAACAUCGUGAUCAAUCGACUGAAGGACAAGCUGGGGACCAAGGCACUUCCCACGGCCGAACUUGAACUACAAGGAACCGUGGCCAAGCUGGUGGGCGAACCGGGACGUGGGGUAGCGAACAUCACCACGCUGGUGAACGUCACGCGACUGUACAACGCGAUCAGUUCGGUGUCGCUGAUGCGGCGGGGAUUGGCGCUGGCCCGCGAUUACGCCCGACGUCGGGUGGCGUUCGGCCGGCAGUUGGCCGAUCAGCCGCUACAUGCCGAGACGCUGGCCAACCUGGAAGUCGACUUCAACGGCUGCUUCUUGCUGGCAUUUCGGGGAAUCGAACUGUUGGGCCGCGAGGAAUGUGGCGAGGCGAGCCCUGAUGAGUCGGCCGUGCUGCGGCUGCUGACGCCGAUCGUCAAGUUGUUCACCGCCAAGCAUUGUGUUGCUUCGGCCAGCGAGAUCCUCGAAUCAUUUGGCGGAGCCGGCUAUGUCGAGAACACGGGCCUGCCGAAACUACUGCGUGACGGGCAGGUGCUUUCGAUCUGGGAAGGCACGACUAACAUUCUGAGCCUCGACUGCCUGAGGGCCAUCGAUCGCGAAGGGGCUUUGGUGCCAUUCCUGGCUGAUAUUCGUAAAAAGGUGGCCGCUUGCACGGUCGAUGAACUGGAGCCCUGCACCCGUCGGAUCAACGAGUCGCUGGAAAAGAUCGAAGCGUAUCUUCCCGAAGUGAUGGCGGAGGGGCGGGCGUCGAUCGAGGCUGGGGCACGACGCUUCGCGUUUGCGUUGGCUCGAACCUAUGCCGCGGCGCUGCUGGUGGAACAUGCCGGCUGGAUGAUGCAAGAACGGGGCGAUGGACGAGCCUGUGUAAUCGCACGGCGGUGGUGCCAGAAUGAUUUAGCACAACUCGACGUGCUCGAUGCCGAUUACCUGCAACAUACGCAAUCGCUGGCGAUGGACGAGCCGCUGACCACGAAGAUCGCCCAACAGCGUUUCAGCCCAGAAAAGCCUGGGGAACUGUACACCCUUCUUCACUACGAACGCGAUUUUGCCGAUCGACAUCUUCUGCACGAAGUUGUUUCGAAGUGGGCUCGCGAGACGCCCGAUCAUGUGGCGAUAGCCGAAUUCGACACCGGCAAAGAGUACACCUACCGGCAGUUGGACAACAUCACGACUGCCGUGGCGAUGAAGCUCAUUGAACUGGGUUUUCGGCCGGGCGACUUCUUCGCCACCUCGCUGCCGCUUACGGCUGAGCAUGUGUUCUUGGAGUACGCCUGCUUCAAGAUCGGCGUGGUGCACGCACCGCUCGACUUGCGGUUAAAAGCCCCCGAGGUGAUUCGCUCGCUGGGUCUGGUCGAGCCGAAGGGGUACGCGCUGCUGGGUAAGACGCCUGUGGCCGACUUCGGCGUGUUGGGCAUGGCCGUGAAGGCCGAGUGUCCUUACAUCGAACACUUCCUGCAGUUCACCGCGCCGGGCGACGAGAUCGAAGGGGCCCUCUCCGGCGUGAAAGUGUUUGCCGAAGCGAUCGCCAAGGCGAAUGAUCCGCACUGGGAUCCGUCAGUCGAAAAGCCUUGGGAAGCCUAUCAAGACGCGACUGACUCGGUACGUGAAACCAACGGGGCCCAGGUGAUUUACACCACCGGUUCCACGGGCUUUCCGAAGCCGGCGUUGUUGUCGCACCGCAACAUCACGUGCCAGAACAUGUGUCUGGCCGGCGGGUUCGACAUGAUGGACAACUCGAUCAUGCUGGUGAAUCUUCCGCCCUCGCAUGUGGGUUGCCAGGCCGAGCAAUUGAUGACGACGCUUUUCUCCGGUGGCACGGCGGUGAUUCUGCACAUCUUCGAUGCGGAGAAAUCGCUGCAGGCCAUCGAGAAGUACAAGGUGAAUUCGUUUGGUCAGAUUCCAGCGUUGUUCGCAAUGCAAUGGCGAUUGCCCAACUAUAAAGACUUCGACCUUUCGACCUUGAAGUUUGCGCUCUACGGCGGGCAGCAGGUCUCGCGGCAGUUUCUGGAACAACUGAGCAAGAUGGCUCCCAAAUUCGGCACCGGUUUGGGGCUGAGUGAGAUGGCCGGAUUUGUGACGUACAGCCCGUUGGACGGAACGGUGGACGAUUUGCUGGCGGGCGUAGGAUACGACAUGCCGGUUACGCCGCUGACGAUUCGCGAGCCGAUGAAGGCCGACGGCACAGCGGGCGACGAACUGCCCGAUGGGGAGCCGGGCGAGAUCUGCUUCAGCGGGCCGCAGGUGUUCAUCGAUUACGUGAACAAUCGCGAGGCCUACGAAAAGACGGUUUCGAAGGACGGGAUCUGCUACACCGGUGACCUUGGUUACAAGACCGAAAAGGGGCUGAUGUUCUCGGGCCGUUCGAAGUUUGUCAUCAAGCCCAAGGGCUACCAGGUACAUCCUGCGCAGGUUGAGCAGCACUUUGCGUUGCUUACCGAGAAGGUGGCUUGCUGCGGGGCGGUGGGCAUGUCGCAUGAGGUGUUCUCUGAGGCGAUUGUACUGUUCGUUGAGCAGAAGCCCGACGCGGAGUUGAGCACCGAGGAGCUUGAAACUCACGCGAAGGAGAUUGCGGCCUAUAUGCGGCCUUCGCACUAUGUGCUGCUCCCGCCCAGCGGGCUGCCGCUGAAUCGCGUGGCGAAGACCGACUAUGUCGACUUGAAAGAGCGGGCGACGAAGGAAGUCGAACAACUUCGCAGUGCGGGCAAGUGGGAUACGUAG